GUUUUUGUUACAGGAAUUGCAGAGCUCAGGAAGAGGACGCUUUGUACUGGAACAUGCUGCUCCCUUCUCUGCGUUUUUGACAGACAGCUUUGGGCGGCAGCACAAUUACUUGCGGAUUUCUUUGACUGAGAAGUGCAACCUCAGGUGUCAGUACUGUAUGCCUGAGGAAGGUGUUCAGUUGACUCCAAAAUCAGAGCUACUAACUACCCAGGAGAUAAUCACCCUAGCCAGACUGUUUGUGAAAGAAGGUGUGGAGAAGAUCCGACUGACAGGUGGAGAGCCACUUAUCCGUCCUGAUGUGGUGGAUAUUGUGGGUCAACUGUACAAGCUAGAAGGGCUGAAAACCAUUGCUGUCACAACCAAUGGGAUCAACUUAACCAGACUGCUGCCCCGACUGAAGGAGGCAGGACUGAAUGCCAUUAAUAUUAGCCUGGACACUUUGGUGCCAGCUAAAUUUGAGUUCAUUGUCCGAAGGAAAGGCUUUCAUAAGGUAAUGGAAGGAAUCCACAAAGCUACUGAACUUGGCUACUGUCCUGUUAAGGUGAACUGUGUGGUGAUGCGAGGCUUCAAUGAUGAUGAAGUGCUGGACUUUGUGGAUUUUACAAAGGAUCUGCCCCUUGAUGUGCGGUUCAUAGAGUACAUGCCCUUUGAUGGUAAUAAAUGGAACUUCAAGAAGAUGGUGAGCUACAAAGAAAUGCUUGAUACAAUUAAACAGCGAUGGCCUGAAUUGGAGAAAUUACCCUGUGAAACUUCCAGCACAGCCAAGAGUUAUAAGGUGCCACAUUUCCAGGGACAAAUCAGCUUUAUCACCUCCAUGUCAGAGCACUUCUGUGGRUCCUGCAAUCGGCUGAGGAUAACAGCAGAUGGGAACCUAAAGGUGUGCCUUUUUGGGAAUUCUGAAGUGUCCUUGAGGGAUCACCUACGGUCGGGUGCCUCAGAGGAAGAGUUGAUUCAAAUCAUUGGAGCAGCAGUGGGAAGAAAAAAGAAACAGCAUGCUGGCAUGUUUAACAUUUCCCAGAUGAAAAACCGGCCAAUGAUCCUGAUUGAGYCUGCAUUGAUGUCAUUCCCACUGUGCCAAGAUGCCCCACAGAACCCCCCAAAUUUAAAACAGUGGGGCCACACAUUUAGCCACUGGCUGACUUUGAGAGCAAGUUUACCCAAACAAAAGAGAAAAGCAUCAAUGAAAAAUAAGCUUAUAGGACAACUUUUCCUGCCAGGAUCUCACACAGAGAAACAGGGGCAUACAGCAACAGAAAUUCUACAAACCCAGCUCCGAGGCUACUGUGUCUUCCAGAAGGAUGCAAGCUCCACAUUUGAUGCAAAGUGCCUUGAUGCUUCUGUUGGCCAAGUUUCUGUGGACUGUCAGUCCAAAGAGGCACAUUCAGGAUCUCAAUUCCAUACCAGGGAUUCGGGAUCUUGCACCAAGGUUCCUCGUGCCUCUGACAGCUUGACUCACACUGAUGACGAAGGACGGGCCRCAAUGGUUGAUGUUGGAGGGAAGCCAGAUUCCAGAAGAAGUGCUGUUGCUGGUGCCGUGGUCCUCCUGGGUGAGAAGGCAUUCAGGAUGGUGAGGCAAAACCAGAUGAAGAAAGGGGAUGUGCUGGCAGUAGCCCAAAUUGCAGGAAUUCAGGGGGCCAAGCUGACCAGCCAGCUGAUCCCUUUGUGUCACAACAUCCCCUUGCACCAUGUUGAGGUGUCUCUGAGCUUGGAUGAGGCCAGGCAUGCAGUGGUGAUUCGCAGCUCCUGUCAGAGCUGGGGGAGGACAGGGGUGGAGAUGGAGGCUCUCACAGCUGCCAGCCUGGCUGCACUGACUGUGUACGACAUGUGCAAAGCAGUCACACAUGACAUCAUCAUCCAAGAGCUGAAGCUGCUGAGUAAGACAGGUGGGCAGAGGGGAGACUUCUCAAGGGUCUAAAUAAUAUCCAGAUACCUCCAGCCCUCCAAGUGACCAUUGCACCUGUUCAGCCUCUGACAGAAGUCCUUCUGCUCAGCUAGUGGGCUUGGAGRCCUCAGCAGAUGUGUACAGUACAGCAUUGCCAUGUCUCCAGCAUUGCCUUACUCUGUCAAUUCACUGCUGGGUGAGCAGCAGAGCCACUUACCCCUUUUAAAAACCACGUGUGUUUUCUAGAGGACAGACUUCUCCACUCUGCCAAUAUCUCCAUUUCAUGUCAGAGUGAGGAAAGAUACCACAGAGGUUUUUGGGUUUUGUUUUUGUUUUCUUGCCUUUGUGCUGUGAAAUACACCUGCUGUCAUCAUGCCAUACAACUGUGAGCUCUGGAAAUGAAGCAACUGCUGAAAGUGCAAUAUUUGGCAACUAUUUUUAAGUCAAGGAUUAAGAUUUCAGAAUUGUGUCCGUCCAUUUUUCUCCUGACCUCCUUUGUUGAAUUUAGAGGAUAACAGAAGAGCACAGCUGCUGAACUUCACCAUACAGCAGAGAUUAUGAAUAUGGAACAGUCAGGGUCAAGGGGCAACUCCCAUCCCUUUGCAGUGUUACCGCUUCCCUUCACAGAAUCAAAGAAUUCCAGAAUGGGUAAGGUUGGAAAGGACAACAGUAGGUCAUCAAUCUCCCUGCUCAAGCACCCAGACCACAUGGGA
This is a messenger RNA of Malurus melanocephalus (red-backed fairy wren), 2595 nucleotides long. It is a transcript of the gene MOCS1, whose product is annotated as molybdenum cofactor synthesis 1. Gene Ontology annotation, biological process: Mo-molybdopterin cofactor biosynthetic process. Lineage: Eukaryota; Metazoa; Chordata; Aves; Passeriformes; Maluridae. Gene Ontology annotation, molecular function: cyclic pyranopterin monophosphate synthase activity; metal ion binding; GTP 3',8'-cyclase activity. Bases 158 to 1915 code for a protein of 585 amino acids. The transcript has 10 exons. The record is from RefSeq and is a predicted model, not a curated record.